AAUGUCUUAAACAUGCUGGGUUAUGUAAUGAAUUCACUUCUUUUGAGUUUUAUUUGGAUGGGAACUGUGGCCUAUUAUGCUGGUUUGUCAUGUCGGCCGCAACUGAGACUCACAACAUUCGGUAUCAUAUGCUCGUCUGAGGUUGGUGUCUCGAGGCGACAGGCUUUGGAGCAACUGGAUAAGAAGCUGGCCGAGGACGACGACAGGGCAGCACUCUCACUUGCUAAGGAUUUGCAAGGCAAGCCUGGGGGGCUUCGAUGCUUUGGGGGUGCUAGACAGGUGCCCCAAAGACUUUAUUCCUUGGAUGAAUUGAGGCUGAAUGGAAUCGAAGCAUCGUCUCUUUUGUCACCGGUGGAUGCUACACUUGGUUCAAUAGAAAGAAACCUGCAACUUGCUGCUGCUCUGGGAGGGCUUGCUGCCUGGAAUGUGCUUGGCUUUAACCCACAAGAAGUUCUAUAUUUUUCUCUGGGGCUGCUGUUUCUAUGGACACUGGAUUCAGUCUCUUUUGAUGGAGGUGUUGGUAGCUUGGUUCUUGAUACAAUUGGGCACACAUUUAGUCAGAAGUACCACAAUAGGGUUGUUCAACAUGAAGCUGGCCAUUUCUUAAUCGCUUACUUAGUAGGCAUUCUUCCCAAAGGAUACACACUAACUAGUUUGGAAGCUUUGAAGAAGGAAGGAUCUCUAAAUGUUCAAGCUGGGACUGCUUUUGUGGAUUUUGAAUUUGUUGAAGAAGUUAAUGCAGGAAAAGUAUCUGCUACAACACUGAACAGAUUCUCAUGUAUAGCACUGGCGGGUGUGGCGGCUGAGUAUCUUUUAUAUGGAAUUGCUGAGGGAGGCCUUGCUGACAUUAACAAGUUGGACAUGCUACUUAAAAGCUUGGCCUUCACACAGAAGAAAGCGGAUUCCCAAGUCAGAUGGUCUGUACUGAAUACAGUCCUACUUCUGCGGCGCCAUGAAUUAGCACGAGCUAAGCUUGCAGAGGCCAUGUCCAUGGGAAAGUCUGUAGGAACUUGCAUUGGCGUUAUAGAGGAGACCAUAGACGAUUCAGACAUCCAGCUGCAACUGGGUUGAAGUGGAGGCUCAGGAAUUCAAGCUCCAUUAACAUUUUUUUCCUUCUAAUUUUCUCUUGGAUAGUGAAUUUGAAAAGGGUAGAACAAGUGAAAGAUUUGUGAUACAAGAAGAAGGCAGUAACUCAAUGCACUAAUUCUUUGAAAUUUUUAUGUUGUGAAGGACCAUGUGUCCAAUUAUCAACUCAAACUCAAAUUUGCAUUAAUUCAUCGUUUCUAAAGGGAUGAAUAUACAUUUUCUAUCUUAAAAAGGGCACUG
Messenger RNA from Juglans regia (Persian walnut), 1326 nucleotides. RefSeq lists its product as uncharacterized. Gene Ontology annotation, biological process: proteolysis. The transcript is spliced from 7 exons. The record is from RefSeq and is a predicted model, not a curated record. Gene Ontology annotation, molecular function: ATP-dependent peptidase activity; metalloendopeptidase activity; ATP binding. Lineage: Eukaryota; Viridiplantae; Streptophyta; Magnoliopsida; Fagales; Juglandaceae. Bases 13 to 1071 code for a protein of 352 amino acids.